AUGUCAUCAGUUCCACAUAGAAAGACUUGGAACAAAUCGAAGAAGACAGCAAAAGUCACAAGAUCCUAUCCAACCUUCCCUUCCCUGAAUGCCUGGGAAGAAUUCAGGGGCCUCUUUCCUGUGGAUGGGGAACCAAAUCCUGGAGUGGGCCUGGGUGUGGAGGAGGGACUGCUCUGCCAGAUGGUUCAUUCUCCAGAAUUCAACCUGUUUCCUGAAUCAGUGGUGUUUGAAAGCAACUUUGUCCAGGUCAGAAAGGGCAGGAACUGGAGAGACAUCUACAAAGCCUCCAACACCAUGGCCCUGGGGGUGACCUCCUCCGUGCCCUGCCUGCCUCUUCCCAACAUCCUCCUCAUGGCCAGUGUCAAAUGGCACCAUGGGCAGAACCAGACAUGGAACAAACCAUCCACAGCCCCCAAGAUCAACCUGAAGAGGAUUCUCCCAUUGAAGUUUGUGGAGCUCCAGGUCUCUGACCGCCUUCAACGUGUCUUGCGGUUGAGGACAGUCACAGAGAAGAUAUACUAUCUGAAACUCCACCCUGACCAUCCUGAGACUGUCUUCCACUUCUGGAUCCGGCUCAUUCAAAUUCUGCAGAAGGGCCUGUCCAUCACCACCAAAGACCCCAGGAUCCUUGUCACUCACUGCCUGGUACCCAAGAGUAGCUGCAGCCCCUCAGGAGACUCACAGUUAGUACAGAAGAAACCCCAAGCUUCCCAGCCCAGCGAGAGCCUCAUGCAGCUGAUGGCCAAAGGGGAGAGCGAGGCCCUCUGUCAGAUCUUUGCGGACUUGCAUCAGCACAACCUGUUCAGUUCCAGGAGCAGCAAAAAGACAGAGAACAAAAAGGACAGCUCAGGGAAAAAAACCUCUCCGAAUGAAGACUCCAUCCCUUGCACCCGUGACCUCAGUUGGAGGGAUUCGUUCACCUAUGGAGAGUGGGAAAGAGAGAACCCCUCUGGGCCGCAGUCCCUCUCACUCCUCAGCACUCUGGCAGCCUCCACUGGGCCCCAGCUGGCCCCACUCAUAGGUAUGGAGUUGGGCGGGAAUCCUGUCCACGCAACCCGGCGCGCUCGCGGAGACGUGGCGCUUUCCAGCCAAUCCCUACUACGCAAGCCUGGGGCCAGUGGCUGCCUGGGGAAGCUGCGCGUAGGCGGCGGGCUGGCUGAUGAUUGGUCUGGAGGCUGCCGUCUGUUUUGUUCCUGGCUUGCCACGUCCUCUGGCCCUGAGCCCCGCCAGUCACCAGGCCCCUCAUCCUAA
Molecule: messenger RNA, 1251 nt
Organism: Rangifer tarandus platyrhynchus (Svalbard reindeer)
Lineage: Eukaryota; Metazoa; Chordata; Mammalia; Artiodactyla; Cervidae
Source: the annotation of a GenBank genome assembly